AUGUUGAGAACCACAUCUUUGAACAAUCACCAUCUCCCAAGCAUACAUCCCCUCCCCUUGUCGUCUCCUGUGCGUUUAUUGGGCCCCUUCACUAAAUACUUACACACAGCUCCAGCCAUAGUUUCAUACAUAAAACAACCAUCUUCAUCAUCGUCAUCAUCUUCUUCUUCAAUAGCAUCAACGAAUCGUUUCCUGCUUACAAAGACAAUUUAG
Molecule: messenger RNA, 213 nt
Organism: Lactuca virosa
Lineage: Eukaryota; Viridiplantae; Streptophyta; Magnoliopsida; Asterales; Asteraceae
Source: the annotation of a GenBank genome assembly